AUGAAUCCGGUGGAUGGAGGAGGAGAAGCGGGCCCGGACGGCCUGGCGACGGCAGGUUCAGGUAAAGCAGAGUGUGUUCGGGCGGUCGACGUCCUGACGGUGCUCAGAGAGAAAGUGGCCUUCGUGUCAGGGGGGCGGGACAAGCGAGGCGGACCAAUCCUGACGUUCCCUGCCAGGACCAAUCAUGAUCGAAUAAAACAGGAGGACCUCAGUCGACUGGUCACCUACCUGUCUACCAUUCCCAGUGAGGACGUGCGUGCCCGCGGCUUCACCGUGGUGGUGGACAUGCGCGGCAGUAAGUGGGACAGCGUGAAGCCGGUGCUGCGGACGCUACAGGAGUCGUUCUCCUCCAACAUCCACACGGCGCUGCUCAUCAAACCGGACACCUUCUGGCAGAAACACAAGACCAACCUGGGCAGCGCCAAGCUCAGCUUCGAGACCAGCCUGGUGUCGGUGGAGGGUCUGUCCCGGCUCGUCGACCCCUCCCAGCUGACCUCUGACCUGGGGGGCUCGCUGGAGUACGACCAUGUGGAGUGGACCGAGCUGCGUCUGGGUCUGGAGGAGUUCUCGGGGGCCGCCACGCAGCUCCUUGCCCAGCUGGAGCAGCUGGAGGCUGGGCUGAACCGCAUACCAGAGCCCCAGGACGUCGAUGAGGCCCGCAAACUCCUGGAGGAACACAGUCGUCUCCGUAACACCAUCGCCACGGCGCCAGUCGACGCCCUUGACCGGGAGGGGCGGAGUUUGCUCCAGCGAAUGCGCCUGGGCCCCUCACACGGUGACGCCUCUAACGAAGGCGGCGGCGGUAGCCACGGCAGCUGGCUGUCAGGCGGGGCGGACUUCCAGAGCGUGGCACCCAAGGUCUCGUCUCUGCUGGACCGACUGCAGGCGGCUCGCAGCCACCUGCUGCAGAGCUGGAGCGACAGGAAGCUGCACCUGGACCAGGCACUGCAGCUGCACCUGUUUGAACAGGAUGCCACCAAGAUGUCGGAGUGGAUCGCCCACAGUAAAGACCUGUUCGUACAGAGUCUGGCGGAGGUCGGCCAGAACCACCAGCACGCCCUGGACCUCCAGACACAACACCAGCACUUCACCGCCAACUGCAUGAACGGCAGCGUGAACGUGGACAGCGUGGUCACGGUGGCGGCGAGGCUCGCAGAGGCCGGUCAUUACGGGGCGGAGCGGAUCGCCAUGGUGUCGUCACGGUUACAGGAAGACUGGAAGUCCCUGACGACGGCACUAGAGGAGCGUAGCAACACGCUCGCCAUGGCAACCGGCUUCCACCAGGGGGCAGAGCAGUUCCUGCUCAAGGUGGAGGGUUGGGUUCAGGCGUGCUCUGAAGGGUCGUUGCCCUCGGCAACAGCAGAGCUGGAAGCUGCAAUUAAGAAACACCAGGAGCUGAACGAGGAGAUCUCUGCUAACUACACACAGGUCAGUGAGAGUGGUAAAGCCUUAUUGGAUGUCCUCCAGCGUUGCCCAGCGACCGACUCUGACGACUCUGUGACCAAACCAGACUUUACCACCACCACACAUGGCAUCAUGGGAGUUCUGCACCAGGUCAUGCAGGGUCACCAUGAGGUGGAGGGGGCGUGGCAGCACCGUAAGCUCCGCCUCCACCAGCGUUUGCAGCUGUGUGUGUUUCAACAGGAUGUUAGACAGGUGUUGGACUGGGUGGAGCAGCAUGGUGAGGUCUUCCUGAACAAACACAGCGGCGUGGGGAAGUCUCUGCACCGAGCGCGAGCUCUGCAGAAACGCCACGACGACUUCCAGCAGGUGGCACAGAACACUUACACUAAUGCAGAGAAGCUUCUGGAAGCAGCAGAUCAGCUGGCUCAGUCCGGAGAGUGUGAGGAGGAGGAGAUCUACCAGGCAGCUAGAGACCUGGAGCUACGCAUGCAGGCGUUUAUCCAGCGGGUUGAACAGAGGAAGCUGCUGCUGGAUCUCGCUGUGUCUUUCUACACACACACCAAAGAGCUCUCAGUGUGGAUGGAGGGCCUCCAGAAGCAGCUCUCCUCAGACCUCUGUGUUUGUCCGGACACUGUGGAGGCUCUGCAGACUCUCAUCAGCCAGCAGCAGCAGCAGCAGGCCAACACACAGGAAGCUGCGAUGAGUGUCAUCCGGGAAGGAGAAGACCUCAUCCUGCAACUCAGGCCCCAGGGUAGUUCAGUGGCCCAUGUGGAGUCGGUGCUGCAGCAGCUGGAGGAGUCUCAUGUUCAGCUGGAGGAACUUUUCCACCAGAGGAAGAUUCGACUGGAUGUUUACCUGCAGCUCCGGAUACUGCAGCAGUGCACGCUGGAGGUAACCGGGGAAAUGGACGCCUGGAAGCAGGACCUCCAGAAACAGUCCCAGGACUUCUCUACUGAGAAGCUAGCAUCACCACGGCUAGCCGACGUAAACCAGGACAAGCUAGGCCAGGACAAGCUCGCUCUGGGCCAGUCACGUCUCGUGGAGGCUAGCCCCGAGGCACUAACGCUAGCACAGCAACGCAUCCACAGGCACAUGGAGCGACGGCUGGCUAUGAACAACAUGAUCUACGAGGUCAUCCAGCAAGGUCACGACCUUCAGCAGUACACCAGUGAGGUCCAAGCCUCAGGUAUCGAGCUGUCGGAGGCAGAGGGGGGUCUCUCCUCUCAGGUGGAGGAGCUGCAGCGCCUCCUGCAGGACAAACAGAAGGAGCUGCAGCAGAUCGCAGAUCACACACACACACACCUGGAGCAGAACCUGCAGCUGAGACACCUGCAGAGCCAGGUCAAGCAGGUGCUAGGCUGGAUCUCAGAGGGCGAGGUCAUGUUGUCGUCCUGUAUGUUGAACUCCAGCUGUUUAUCCGAAGCUGAGCAGCUGCAGAGGGAGCAUGAGCGCCUCCAGCAGGCCAUAGAGGCUCUCCUCCAUGCCGACUCCCUGCAGAGGACUCACCAGGUGGCUCUGGCUCUGCAGCAGAGAGCAGAGCUGCUGGUCAGGUCAGGUCACUAUGAUCCGGAUGCAGUGAGGUCUUGUGCCCAGACAGUGGCGCUGCACUGGCAGACACUGAUGCUGAGGAUCGAGGACCGACUCAAACUGGUCAACGCCUCUGCUGCCUUCUACAGGACGUCCCAGCAGGUGUGUGGGGUCCUGGAGAGUCUGGAGCAGGAGUACCGCAGGGAAGAGGACUGGUGUGGAGGAGGAGAGCGACAGCCGGAGCAGCUCCUGCCGCUCAUCAACAAACACAUGGAGCAGAAGGAGGCCUUUCUAAAGGCAUGUACUCUGGCCAGGCGAAACGCUGAAGUUUUCCUCAAGUACAUCCAUCGCAACAGCGUCACCAUGGCGAACAUCUCGGGCCACAGCGUCACCGUCUCCGGGGUGACCGAGGUCACCGGACACUCCAGGGUACCAGAGCAGCAGGUCAAAGGUAUCCUCAGUGAGUUACUGCAGAGGGAAAACAGAGUUCUUCAUUUCUGGACUUUGAAGAAACGUCGACUGGAUCAGUGCCAGCAGUACCUGAUGUUCCAGAGCCACGCCCAGCAGGCUUUGGAUUGGCUGCAGCAGUCAGGUGACCACUACCUGGCCACGCACACAUCGCCGGGGGCAAACAUGGCCGAGACUCAAGAACUGCUGAACCAGCACAGGGAGUUCUGUGUUUCUGCCAAGCACACACAGGAGAAGGUUCACCUGCUGAUCCAGCUGGCUGAGAGCAUGCUGGCUAAAGGCCACGCCCACCGCGCCGAGCUUCGUCGCUGCGUUUCCACCGUGGACAAACGCUACCGUGACUUCACCGUCAGGAUGGGACAGUAUCGCCACCUGCUGGAGACAGCGCUGGGAGGGUGCUCACAGGACAAUAAGGACUUGGAGCUGGAGCUGAUCCCCAACAGUCUGUCUGACUCCGACCCUGAGGUCAACCUGUCCGACCCCAGCCACCAAGUCAGCGACGAGAAGAGACGCUCCGCCCGCAAGAAAGAGUACAUCAUGGCCGAGCUCCUUCAGACAGAGAGAGUCUAUGUCAGAGAUCUGCAGGAGUGUAUUGAGACGUACCUGUGGGAGAUGACGAGCGGCUCAGAGGACGUCCCUCCUGGUCUCGCCAACAAAGAUGACAUCGUGUUUGGAAACAUCCAGGACAUCUAUGAGUUCCACAACAGUAUUUUCCUGAAGGAGCUGGAAAACUACGAGCAGCUUCCUGAAGACGUCGGACACUGCUUUGUCACCUGGGCUGAUAAGUUCCACAUGUACGUGACCUACUGCAGAAACAAACCGGACUCCAGUUUACUGAUCCAGCAGCACGGCGUGGGAUUCUUUGAGGAGGUCCAGAGGCGACAUGGUCUAGCUAACUCCAUCUCCUCCGCUCUCAUCAAACCAGUGCAGAGGAUCACCAAAUACCAGCUGCUCCUCAAGGAGUUGUUAGCUUGCUGCGAGGAGGGGAAAGGCGAGAUUAAAGAAGGCCUGGAUGUGAUGCUGAGCGUCCCAAAGAGAGCGAACGAUGCCAUGCAUGUUAGCAUGUUGGAAGGUCUGGAGGAGGGUCUGGAGGUUCAGGGCGAGCUCCUCCUCCAGGACUCCUUCCUGGUUUGGGAGCCAAAGUCUCUGAUCAGGAAGGGACGGGACCGACACCUGUUCCUGUUCGAGCUGUCACUCAUCUUCAGCAAGGAGAUCAAAGACUCGUCCGGGCGAACCAAAUAUCUCUACAAGAGCAGACUGAGGACCUCAGAGCUUGGUGUAACAGAGCACAUAGAGGGCGAUCCCUGUAAGUUUGCUUUGUGGGUCGGACGAACGCCGACGUCCGACAACAAGACGGUGCUGAAGGCGUCGUCGUUGGAGCUGAAGCAGGAGUGGGUGCGCAGUAUCCGACAGGUGAUCCAGGAGAGGCGGGGUCACCUGCGGGGAGCACUGAGGGAGCCCAUCCCCCUCCCCAAGACACCCAACCCCACCCUGGGGCGACAGCGCAGCAUCACCCGCAGGGAGACCAGUGAGGACGCAGACAGCCUGGGUGAUGCCAGCAGUCAGCCCGACACCGUCUCCAUCGCCUCCCGAACAUCACAAAACACCGCCGACAGCGACAAGCUGUCAGGAGGCUGUGAGUUAGUGGUGGUGUUGUUGGAUUUCUCCUCCGGGGGCCCGGGGGAGCUCAGUGUUCGCUGUGGUCAGACUGUGGAGCUGGUGGAGCGUUCGGCCGAGAGACCCGGGUGGUGUCUGGUCAGAACGACAGAUCAAACACCUCAGCAGGAGGGUUUACUGCCGAUGAGCGCCCUCUGUCUGUCACACUCCCACAGUGCAGCCGACAUGGAGGGGCUCAUCCCGGCUUCCACCACCUCCUCCAGCACCUCCUCUACCUGCACCACCACUUCUUCCUCCUGCAACUCCUCUACCACCACCACCUCCUCCAAUGCAUCCAACUCCUCCUCUGCUGUGAGCGCUGGGAAGGACUCCGGUCUCUACAGCUCUGAAGGUUCUGCACUUCACACUCAUACGACCAGUGCCACCUCCCCCACAGUAUUUGGAAUGGGUGGGGCUCCAGGUGGCGCUGUUGGCUCUCCAGGGCCCAAACGCAGCGGCUCUGGAACCGGAAACACGCUGAAGCGUUGGUUGACCAGUCCUGUUCGGAGGCUGAGUCAAGGUAAAGCUGACGGACAGAAGAAACCGCCAAUCAGAACCAGGAGGCGGGACAACAGGCCGGAGCUGACCACGCCCCUCACUGGCAACGCUCAGGCGAAAGCGAGGAAGGAGGAGGCGGGACAGAGCGGAGGGGAGGAGGAGCCAGAGGAAGAAAGCCACACCCCUCUGCCACCUCCCAUGCAGAUCAUCAAAGACCCCAACAACCCUGAGGCUCUGGAUUCAGAUCAGGGCUCCAACGAAUCAGACACCGAGCAGAGAAACAAAGCACUGAGAGGACGCAUGUUUGUGGUUAACGAGAUGGUCCAAUCAGAGAAGGACUAUGUGAAGGACCUGGGUGUGAUCGUGGAGGGCUUCAUGUCCAGGCUGGAGGUCAGAGGGAUUCCUGAGGACAUGAGAGGAAAAGACAAAAUCGUCUUUGGCAACAUCCAGCAGAUCUACGACUGGCACCGCGAUUUCUUCCUGGUGGAGUUGGAGCGCUGCGUUCAGAAUCAUGACCUGCUGGCCGACCUCUUCAUCAGACAUGAGCGUCGUCUCCACAUGUACGUGGUUUACUGUCAGAACAAGCCGAGGUCAGAGUUCAUCGUCAUCGAGUACGAGACCUUCUUCGAGGAAAUCCAGCAUGAGAUCAGCUGCAGGAUGUCGAUCAGUGAUUAUCUGAUCAAACCCAUCCAGAGAAUCACCAAAUACCAGCUGCUGCUCAAGGAUUUUCUCAAGUAUACGUCCAAAGCAGGACUGGACUGUGAGGAGAUCGAGAAAGCGGUGGAGCUGAUGUCACUGGUUCCAAAGCGCUGCAACGACAUGAUGAACCUGGGACGGCUGCAGGGAUACGAGGGGAAGCUGACGUCUCAGGGGAAGCUGCUGCAGCAGGAGACCUUCUGUGUUUGGGAGCAGGACGGAGGAGUUUUGUCUCGCAGUAAAGAGCGCAGGGUUUUCCUGUUCGAGCAGAUCAUCAUCUUCAGUGAACUGCUGCGCAAAGGCUCCAACAACCCGGGAUACCAGUUCAAGAACAGCAUCAAGGUGAGUUACCUGGCAAUGCAGGACAGCGUGGAUGGUGACCCCUGUAAGUUUGUGUUGUGGUCUCGCGGCUCGGCAGAACGCUUCACACUGCAGGCGUCCUCCACCAGCAUCAAGAUGACCUGGGUGGAGACGAUCGCUGCCCUGCUGGACGCCCAGAACAACUUCCUGUCUGCUCUCCAGUCUCCCAUUGAGUACCAGAGGAAGGAGGGCGGGAUCUCUGUGACCCGUCCACUGUCGUCAGGGCGACCGCCGUCGGCCCCGCCAACUCCCAAUGGCCACGGCCCUCAGCCCACGCCCGACAGCGAGCAGGAUGACCAGGAGCUGGUUCUGGUGCUGCAGGACUUCGUGGCGGUGCGGGAGGACGAGAUCUCCGUGUUUCGUGGGGAGAAGGUUCAGAUUCUGGCAUCCAACCAGCAGGGUCAGAGUCUGGUUUACCGGCCAGCCAACAGUGACUCGCCGGCCGCCGAGGGCUGGGUGCCACGCAGCGUGCUCAACACACACUGACACACAUACAAACGCAAACACACAAAAACACUCACACUGACAGCAGGGUCAAAGUCUGGUUUACUGUAAGUACACACACGUACACACUGACAUACACUGAAAACACUGCAAGCCAACGGGGCCGAGGGGAUGUCUGGAAAGUCGGGGCGGAGCCUGAAGGUGGCGCUGUCUGUGCAGUGAAACAGGGUCACUGCUCUGACGGUGCUACAGCAGCGGUUGACUGACAUUUUUGGCAGGUGACCCUUGAAUCAAUAUGUUUUAUAGUAUAAUACAUUAUAGUGAAACAGUUUCUUAAGCCCCAGGCUGAUGUCUUCAAAUAGAUCUAACAGAUUAAUCAACUAAUUAUUUAUCACAUCAUCAUCAGACUCUUUCAUUAGAGAUAAAAACUGUCCAGCAUUUUAUAUGAUGAAGCAACGAGCAAAAGACGUUCCACUGUCUUGUGACCCUUCAGAUUGAUCUUGCGACCCAUUUGGGGGUUCCCAACCCUUAUGUUGGAAAGCCCGACAGACAUCACCAUCCUCAGGCUCCGCUUUCAUAACUGUGACUGUGAUGGUUCAUGUUUCCUGACACGCUUUAAGGCCCUGGUUACUCGACAGUGUUAAAAGAUAAAUUAGAAAUACAUACACAUAAACACUCACACACUCCCAGCAGCAGGUACUGUUAGUCUCCUCCCUCCCUCCUGGUGCUUCAACGUUCAGCCAAAACGCUCCUCCUCCCUCCUCUGCCUUCACCUCGUCCAAUCAGAUGCCGCCGUCACGUCGGCCUCCAGUUUACUGCCCCUGGCAACCAAUCACACCCUGACGACAUCACAAACUUCCUGUGGGUCAGUGGGAGGGAGAUCACAUGAUCACAUCAUCAUCAUUAACAACAACAACAGACUAAGACUCCAGGAAGCUGCCGUUGCCUAGCAACAAGAAACAAUAAAAAAAAAAAGUCUCCUGGAACAGAAGAGGUGAAAAGACCUGUCAGCCAAUCAGAACUGAGCUCCCUCUGCGUGUCAUCCUGUGCAUAGUGUGUAUAAACAGACUAAGGACACACACACACACUCCAUACACACACCACUGCUAUGAUGAAGAUGAUGAAGAUGAAGAUUAUUAUGAUGAUUAUGAUAAUUAAGAAUAAUAGAAUCUGUUUUUCACCUCAAUAGCGGAAAAAAAUGAGAGAAACUGUUUGUCAUAUAAAUGUUUGUGUGUGUGUGUGUGUGUGUGUGUGAGAGAGAGAGAGAGCGUGUGUGUGUUAGUGACACUGUCCUGUGUGUGUGUGUGUUUUUCCACGGACAGUUAGGUGGUGUCCCGGUGUAGCGUUGCCAUGACGAAUUGUUGUGUUUGCGGUGACACCCAUUUUUUUCGUCUUUUUAGCGAACCAGAGCUGUCCCCCCUCCCCAGUCUGUCCCGUACCCUGCCUCCCCUCCAAUUAACCCCCCCGACUCUGCUGUUACCAUAGCAACCGGCAGUGGAGCCAACAUGGCGGUGCGUGCAGCUCUGGUUAGUUUGGAUAUUCUGAUUAUGCAUUUCUUGUUUCUGUAAAUAGACCAGACCUCCUGAACUGCUACUCCACUAACUCUGGACACUGCACCUGUCUGUCUCUCUGUCCACCCGCCUGUCUGUCUGUCUGACAGACAGAUAGCAGCAACUCAACCUACUGUGAGUGUCUGUUUCUACUAAAACUAAAAACUGUAACCUUCAACACGCUCUCUACCUGUCUCUCUACCUGUCUCUCUCUCUCUACCUCUCUGUCUCUCUCUCUGUUUCUCUGGUGCCAUUCUCAGACAACACCCCGGUCCUUAAAGAGCUACGCAUCCUGUCAAGUGCACUACGGGGGGGGGUGAAAGUAGUAGUAGUAGUGCACUAUGAAGGGUGUAAGGAGAGACAAAGCAAACUGUAAAGGGUUUAAGGUGGGAUGCUGCCUUCAAAUGGAGCUCGUGCGGUUGUAUUUUUAAAGGUGACAACACAAUAAGCUUGGUUUUAAAGGCAACACACACUGGUUACUGCAAGUUUCUCAUGUGCUUUCACACAAGAUCAAGUUAUUGUGUCUUAUGCUGUUUUCAUAUCAAAUCGCAAAGAAACAUAUUUACCAGUUUUCCCAUUUGUAAAGUUUACGUCAACAUCAAAGUAGUAAUUAUAGAAGAAACUAAUUACAAACAGGAGAGUGGGUUCACAUCAGCUUCUGAAUUGAAAACCUUGGAAUAAAGUGUAAACACUCCCAGGUUGGAAUAAGAGGUGCUUUUUGUUCUCCCCAUUUUGCUGACAUUGUGUGAAUGCAGUACGGCACUGCCAACAAAGUCUGCUGGUAAAAUUAAACACUUUAAUUUAAUAGAUUUAGUUCAAAUUGAACAAACACAGUAUUUUAACAUAGUUUAACUCUGCAGAAAAACAUCAUUAUCUGGAUUUAAACACAUUUGCAGUUAGCGUUAACGUAGCCAGUGUGUGUUGCACUUUAAUGUAGUUAAAUGCUGCAUUCAUGUCACGUGGGCAUUGCUGUGAUUACCCUUUCCCGACAUACGAAGAGUCGAGAACCAAGCUGUCAUUUUAAACGCUCUGAUUUAUCCAACUUGGCACUGUAUCAUAGAGAAGUGCCUGACAAAGCAAACAUGGUCUACACAAGCUCACGGUCUAAUUAUUUAAGUACAGAUUGAAUGGACAUGGUCCUGUGUUAACAACAUGCACAGUAUUUUUUAACUUUCACACAAACAACUCUGCAUCAAGUUGUUACCAUGGGAAUCUUCAGGAUCCCACAUAACGUGAACACAGCCUUAUUCAGGUGGAGAACACGAGAACUGAACGCGACCUUGUUCCCUUUUCAUGAACGGAGAAUGACUUUGUGUUUUCAAUGUGUCGGUGUCGUGACUGGGAAUGCAAAAA
This is a messenger RNA of Toxotes jaculatrix (banded archerfish), 9956 nucleotides long. Its product is annotated as kalirin-like. Gene Ontology annotation, cellular component: cytoplasm. The record is from RefSeq and is a predicted model, not a curated record. Lineage: Eukaryota; Metazoa; Chordata; Actinopteri; Toxotidae. Gene Ontology annotation, molecular function: protein binding; guanyl-nucleotide exchange factor activity. Bases 1 to 7095 code for a protein of 2364 amino acids. The transcript is spliced from 57 exons.